CACUCGUGUUCAAACUUCCGGUUGUUAUCGGUCUUCGACAGUUGUUUACAAUGUUUGCUGUGAACUGUCUUUCUUCGUUAAUUGAUUAAAGAUUUAGUGAGUAUUGAAUCUAAAGAGACCGAUUAGCACAGAAACACGGAACUAUUGGUCCACCACUUGAUUAAAACGGUAAGAGGUGAACACAUGGCUGUCGGAUGGUCAGACUCGGUAACCUGGUAAAGCAAUAGGAUGGAGAGUCACGCGUACAUGACCUAUUGACCUUUUACUUCCUGCGUGAGGGCUGUCCUCAUUGUCCGUAUACCUCUCUCCCCAUCUCAGCGACAAGCUAUGGCGACAGAGAGCAAGCAAGCAGUAUAUACAGUCAAUGGCAAGGCACUAGAGGUGGAUCUGAAAGGGCAAGAUAUUGUCUGGGAGAAAGACCGACAUGGACACAGCCUGUUGUUUCAAAUGUUUGAAGGUGUCCGGUGUGCCUGCUUUAUUAAUCCCGUCAGAUUAAUUAAAGUCAGAAACUUCAAGCUCCGUCCAGAUGACAUCUACUUCCCUGGGUAUCUAAGAACAGGCGGGCACUGGGUAUGGGAGAUGACGUGCAUGCUGGUCAGUGGUCAAGCUGAGACCAUAACCCGCUUUAAGGACUAUCUGGAGAUAACUCCUACUGAAGACCUUGACAACCAACCCUCGCCCCGUGUCCUCAACUGUCAUAACCACUUGACACAUGCGCCGUCAGACCUGAAGGAGAAGAAGUGCCGUGUCAUCUUCACGGUGCGUGACCCUAAGGACGUCGCAGUAUCGUUGUAUAAGAUGCAUCAUGGUCAUCGCGACGCCUGUGGGAAUGUUUACAACGGAACAUUUGAAGAUUUCCUCCAGUUAUUCCUGGAGCAAAGAGUAAACAAAAAUGGCAUAUUUGAACACCUGCGAGAAGCUGAGAAGUAUUUCCAAGAAAACCCAGAUAAACCUGUUCACUUCCAGCCUUACGAAGACACUUUAAAGGAUCCAGUGGCAGCCGUGCAGGCUUUGUCUGACUUUUUGGGACUAAAGAGGGAUGAUGCCCUGUGCUGUGCAAUUGCUGAGAAAUGCCACUUCUCAAAUAUGAAAUCAGCCAAAGAUGCCCAUGCUAUGAAGAUUGAUGGUGCAAAUUAUCUUUUCGGGAAAGGCGUCUCUGGGGAGUGGAGGAAGUGGUUCUCUGCUUCCAUGCUGGACGACUAUUACAGGGUCUAUGAGGAGUGGAUGAAAGGAUCCAGAUUCUACGAGCGGUACAACAGAGAUAACGAUACACCGUUGUAGAAGAGUGGGAAUGGUGUUGUUACCGCUAUAAUUAAGCAAACCUAUAUGAAAUAUGUUUUAUUAAUUAAGCUUAAUUCAAAAUUAUUUAUUUUGUUACUAUAAGAUUAAAUUCU
Molecule: messenger RNA, 1394 nt
Organism: Haliotis rufescens (red abalone)
Lineage: Eukaryota; Metazoa; Mollusca; Gastropoda; Lepetellida; Haliotidae
Product: sulfotransferase 4A1-like
Exons: 8
Coding region: 328-1281 (317 amino acids)
Biological process (GO): sulfation
Cellular component (GO): cytoplasm
Molecular function (GO): sulfotransferase activity
Source: RefSeq, a predicted model, not a curated record